CCACAGAUGGGCAAGAAGAAAAGACACAAAUUCCCAUAUCCUCCCAUUUUCCCAACAGAAAGGUUGCUGGAGCCAUGAUGCUCUGCUGGACACUCAGUGUAGGUCAGUGUUCCAGGGGAGGGCCUUGCUACUCUUCCUUCUAGGGCAAGUAUAAGAACAACCUUGUUGGUGGGGAGAUAAACAGACUACUUGGUGCCCGACAGUCUGAAUGUGGGGUGUCAGCUUUUUAACAGGAGUCAUCUGAGAAAGCUAGCUGCCUAAUACUUGGAAACUUUGAAAUCCCUGGGAAGUGUUGGCCCCACUGGCAGAAGGACGAAGCCAUCUGUCCAAAGGGAAGCUGAGUUUAUGUUUUAGACCUCCCUGCUGUAAGAAGAGUGUUGGGUGGUGAGGCUGGUUCCAGCUAGUACAUUUUUUCAGGCAACCUAGAGCGUGUUUCUACAGUUCUUUUUGGACAAUUCAACUUGUCAAGUUAUAUGAACUUAUUAAAUACAAAUACUUGGGCCCCAUCAUACUUAUUAAGUCUGAGGCAAAGCCCAGGUGUCUGGAGUAACAAGUUCCUUAAGUGAUUCUGAUGUUUAUGUGUGUAACAUUUCUUUUGGAACCCAAUUUUAGUCCCUUUCAGAUACCCAUUUUCUCCAGUCCCUCCAGCCACAGCUUCUAUAAAAGUUCAUACCUUCUUUUCUAUAGUUUCAAAGCAUUAAGAUUGAGCUAUGAAUAGCUCAGUGUCUCCAGCACUAAUAGCCUGGUAUUAAAUCAUUUCUAAUCAGCAGGAAUCCCAGGAGGCAAAUUGGACAUGAUCACGCAGUUGGAGGGAGAACAACUAUAGAUACUGGAUCUUCAGGGAGCUGAAGAGGGGAGUAACCAAAAAUACCUGUCUCGAUAGGGAGAGUUGAAAGGAACCAAAGCAUCAACACCAAUCAUGCAAUUUCUGAACAACUAGAGUUUUCAGGGUCAGCCAUGGAAAGUCUCAGAGGAAAUACUGCCCAAGGUCCUGCAAAUGAAGAAGCCUGUAAAAGUGAGGACCAGUUAUCAAGGCGGACAAAAUGUCGUGUACAGAAGAAAUCUUUUGAGAAAAGAGCAAUCAGAAAAGUGUCAAUGACCCUCAAGGAAAUUUUCACCAGGGAGAGAGGCCCUGAAUCCAGUGAAUUUAGUCUGAGCUCAAAACUUAAUACACAGCAGAAAAUUCCAAAGGGAACUAGAUCCCCCAUAUCUAGGAAAAACUCCAAAGAUAAUUCAGACUUAAUUAAACACCCAAAACUCUUCCCACUAAAGAAACCUUAUAAACGCAAUGAAUGUGGGAAAGCCUUUAGUUACCAAUCAGACCUUAUUGUCCACAGUAGAAUUCACGGUGGAGAAAAGCCUUUUGAAUGCAAUGAAUGUGGGAAAACUUUUAGCCGAAGUUCACACCUUAUUGAACAUCAAAGAACUCACACUGGAGAGAAACCUUAUGAAUGCAGUGAAUGUGGAAAAGCUUUUAGCCGGAGUACUCACCUUAGUCUACAUCAGAGGAUCCAUACUGGAGAAAAACCAUAUGAAUGUAGUGAAUGUGGAAAAGCCUUUAGCCGAAGCACUAACCUUAGUCAACAUCAGCGAACUCAUACUCAAGAAAAACCUUACAAAUGUAAUGAAUGUGGGAAAGCCUUCAGUGACCGUUCAACCAUAAUUCAACAUCAACGAAUACACACUGGAGAGAAUCCCUAUGAAUGCAGUGAAUGUGGAAAAGCUUUCAGUUGGAUCUCAUCUCUUAUUGAACAUCAGAGAACACACACUGGAGAGAACCCCUAUGAGUGCAGUGACUGUGGGAAAGUGUUCAGUCGAAGCUCAUCCCUUAUUGAACAUCAGAGAAUCCACACUGGAGAAAAGCCCCAUGAGUGUAGAGAGUGUGGAAAGGGCUUCAGUCGGAGCUCUUCCCUUAUUAUCCACCAGAGAACUCAUACCGGAGAGAAGCCUUACAAAUGUAAUGACUGUGGGAAAGCCUUCAGUCAGAGCUCAACUCUCAUCAGACAUCAGCAACUUCACAGUAAAGAGUAAUAUUUGAGCUUUCAUUAAUGUUAGCACAAGAGCACGCAGUAUAACCUCCUACAGCUGAAAAUAUAUAUAUAUAUAUACUUGUUUAAAUUUUCCUUCCUUACUAGCUAGCUAGAAGCCAGUUUUAAGCUAGCUUGCCUUCCUUUUUGUAAACUAAAUACUCAAAUGAGUGAUCAAUACAACAAGGGAUUGACUUUAAAAACUUAAUAUAUUCAAUCUAAUAUUCUGGAGUGCUCCAACCUUAAGAGUAUACAGCUACCUGACACUUUGCAUUGCUUCAUCUUAUCUGUUCCAUGGGAGUUGGGUCCCUGAACAACCAGUGAACCCUCUGUUUCCUAACUACAUCAGCCCCUUCACUUAAAGAGGAAAUCCUGUGUGUGUGUGUGUGUGUGUGUGUGUGUGUGUAUUUUCAAUGCUUGCUGGCUCCAGUAGCAGAAGAGAAGGAGCUAGCUUCAGAACAGGACAAAAAACUUCCCACUAGUUUGGGGACAAUAGUGUUGAGGCAAAUGCAGUCUCUGGACUUAUAAAGACAGAUUUUUCUCUUCCUUUCUCCCUCACCUUUCUUUGCUGUAGCAUAUUUUCCUCAAAGUAUGACCCUCAUAGUUCCAGUAAUGUGCCUAACUAAUCCUAGUGUUAUUUUAUCUCAUCCUUAGCAAAAAUGUCCUACAACUCUUAUGGACAUUUAGUUCCUCCAUUAUCUU
Messenger RNA from Ceratotherium simum simum (southern white rhinoceros), 2729 nucleotides. RefSeq names its product zinc finger protein 391 (gene ZNF391). The record is from RefSeq and is a predicted model, not a curated record. Gene Ontology annotation, molecular function: DNA-binding transcription factor activity; RNA polymerase II cis-regulatory region sequence-specific DNA binding. Lineage: Eukaryota; Metazoa; Chordata; Mammalia; Perissodactyla; Rhinocerotidae. Gene Ontology annotation, biological process: regulation of transcription by RNA polymerase II.